UAAUGAAGAGGAAUUUUUUUGCUAUAUAACGCGAACUAACAACUUCUCAUAUCAAUUACUUGAGUACUUAUAUAUCAGCUUCUUUGGUAUCUUAAGAGCCAAAAAAAAUGGAUAAGAUAAAUGUGGAGAUGGAGACGAUAACGAGAGCAGAAAUUGAUGAUCAAAAACUGGUUUAUGAUUCUUCGGUUGAUCAUAAAGGACGAGUUCCUCUUAGGAGUUCAACUGGUGUAUGGAAGGCCUCCCUGUUUAUUAUCGUUAUUGAAUUCAGUGAGAGGCUGAGUUUCUUUGGAAUAGCUACGAGUUUGAUUAUGUACUUAACAAAAGUCAUCCAUCAAGACCUUAAAACAGCAGCAAAAAGUGUGAAUUACUGGACAGGAGUCACUACCUUGAUGCCAUUGCUUGGAGGCUUUCUCGCUGAUGCAUACUUGGGACGAUUCUCCACCGUUCUUCUCUCUUCCACGGUCUACUUCCUGGGCUUGCUUCUAUUGACAAUGUCUAGAGUGGUCCCUAGCUUAAAACCUUGUGAGAGUGACCUGUGUGAUAAACGGAGGAACGUCCAUGAGGCAAUCUUCUUCCUAGCAAUCUACUUAAUCUCUGUUGGAACUGGAGGACACAAGCCUUCUCUUGAGAGCUUUGGAGCUGAUCAGUUUGAUGAUGAAAAUCCUCAAGAAAGAAGGAAAAAGAUGUCAUUUUUCAACUGGUGGAACUUUGGACUAUGCUGUGGACUAUUACUUGGUGUUACUCUUAUCGUUUACGUACAAGAACAUGUUAGCUGGGCCAUGGCAGAUGUAAUACUCACACUAGUCAUGGCUUCUAGUAUAGUCAUCUUUUACGCAGGGAAGCCAGUUUAUCGUUACAGGAAGACGACUGGAAGUCCAUUAACACCAAUGCUAAACGUGCUCGUAGCUGCAAUUAGGAAAAGAAGUCUUCAACUUCCUUCUGAUCCUUCUCAUCUACAUGAAGUUCCCAAGUCAGAAACUAACCAAAAGAGGCUUUUAAGCCACACCAAAAGACUAACGUUCCUUGAUAAAGCAGCAAUCCUAGACCAAACUCAAGAUCCGUGGAAACUUGCAACUGUCACCAAUGUGGAAGAAGUGAAGCUAAUUAUCAACAUGAUACCAAUUUGGCUAACCACUUUACCAUUUGGUAUAUGCGUAGCACAAGCUGCAACUUUUUUCUUAAAACAAGGUUUGACAAUGAACCGGAAGAUCAUCCACAAUUUCGAGAUUCCCACAGCCUCAAUUUAUGCCCUGACAGCUGUUGGCAUGAUAAUAUCUGUUGCUUUCUAUGACAAAAUCCUUGUACCUUUCUUGAGAAGGACAACAGGAAAUGAGAGAGGGAUUAGUAUCCUCCAAAGGAUUGGUAUUGGAAUGAUCUUCUCUGUUUCUACUAUGAUCGUUGCAGCUUUAGUCGAAAGAAAAAGACUGAAUCUUGUACACAAAAAUCCACUCGAAGGCUCGAGUAGAAUGAGUGUGUUUUGGCUAGCCCCACAAUUCCUUAUCCUUGGAAUAGCAGAUGGAUUUGCCUUAGUAGGAUUGCAAGAAUACUUCUACGAUCAAGUACCCGAUUCCAUGAGAAGCUUGGGCAUUGCACUUUACCUUAGUGUAAUUGGAGCUGCAAAUUUCAUUAGCAGCCUGUUGAUAACCAUUGUGGAUCAUGUCACAGAGAAAAGUGGCAAGAGUUGGUUUGGAAAAGAUCCAAACAGCAGCCGGCUCGACUAUUUCUACUGGCUCUUAGCUAUCAUUACAGCAGUGAAUUUGUGUGUUUAUGUUAUUGUUGCGAGGAAUUAUUCGUACAAGAAUGUUCGCUCUAAGGCGACUAUGUCUGUGGCUGAUUGUGAUGAUAGAGAUAAUCGCGAAGCAAUGGUAUAGUUGAUGUAAAUAUAUUCAUCAAGCUUUUUAUACAAGUUCACUGAAAUAGUAGUAAUAAAUAACAAUGUAUUGUGAUAUUUCAUUCGCUAAAAGUUUGAUUGAUUUAUGUCA
Messenger RNA from Solanum pennellii, 1982 nucleotides. Its product is annotated as protein NRT1/ PTR FAMILY 5.6-like. The record is from RefSeq and is a predicted model, not a curated record. Gene Ontology annotation, cellular component: membrane. Gene Ontology annotation, molecular function: tripeptide transmembrane transporter activity; dipeptide transmembrane transporter activity. Gene Ontology annotation, biological process: transmembrane transport; dipeptide transport. Lineage: Eukaryota; Viridiplantae; Streptophyta; Magnoliopsida; Solanales; Solanaceae. The coding region runs from base 108 to 1871 and encodes 587 amino acids. The transcript is spliced from 4 exons.